Anarrhichthys ocellatus (wolf-eel) is the source of this 5763-nucleotide messenger RNA. It is a transcript of the gene wapla, whose product is annotated as WAPL cohesin release factor a. The transcript is spliced from 20 exons. The coding region runs from base 338 to 3883 and encodes 1181 amino acids. The record is from RefSeq and is a predicted model, not a curated record. Lineage: Eukaryota; Metazoa; Chordata; Actinopteri; Perciformes; Anarhichadidae.
UUGCAGCGCACUACUUUUCGGGUCUUGCCAGGGAUCGAGGAGGGAGGGGAUAUUUUAAUGGCCGUCAGUAGCACUACAUAAUGCAAAAAGUCCGGAUUAUCCACUAUAUUUAGGCUAUACUAGAUACGAGUGCGUUUUGGUCGCUUUUCUUUGAUAACGAGCAUUACUCUUGGGACAUAUUGCGGUUGGAGUUGUGUUUCUAGUGUUGUUUAAACGGACUUUACCCGCUUGAUCUGUGAGCGAGUGGAGAUCAGGCCUAGCCGGCUGGCUAACAAACAAGCAGACGUUAAGCUAGUCGUCGGAGUUGGAAGGGAAUAUGUAACAUAAAGCAACCAACAUGACAUCCAGAUUCGGUAAAACAUACAACCGCAAGGGAGGGGAGGCUAACUCUAAAUUUGACGAAGUCUUCUCCAAUAAAAAGCCCACGCUGACCACCAAAUGGGGGGAGACCACCUACAAGGCUCAGUUGGGGGCCAAAAGGCCUACUUUAAAACCGGAAGUUUCUGAGCUUUCCAAAAGGCCCAGGCUUGAUGACAGCGACAGUGACGAAGACCCAUUUGGGUUCGACAGUGAUGAUGAGUCCAAGACCCCUCACAGCGUGUCCCAGGCGGGAAUCAAUGAAGGGGCAUCGACUAAGACCACUGCAGUGCAGAGCGGUGGGACAGCCACUGUUGUUACUUCUGCACAGGGCUCUGCAAACUCAACAGCCAAGUUCACAACCAAGCAAAUGUCUGAAGAGAGUGCUGUUAAAAAUAACCAGCCCAGGUACAAAAGUACAUCAGAUAACCAAAAACCUGCAUGCAAGGCCUCCUUGUCAAACACAGUCCCCUCUGGUGAACAGAACUUGUCAGCGCCCCAGAGGCCAAUCUCCUCUGCUCCUAACAUAGUCACCUCCCUUAAACUGUCCAUUGAUGCACCAGGCGGUAGCAGAGACUUCCAGACCUCUUCCUCUUAUGCUGAAUUGCUGUCGGAAAAUAAGAAAAGUGCAGAGUUGGAGCCUCCCAAAGAGGCAGUGGACAGCCUUCCCCCUUCUCCAUUCACCCUAAGGGCCUCAAACUGCAAGAAAUACCUGCGACCCAACCAGUCUAAGAAAGCAUCCGUUGAACCUGCUGAAAACAGCAACAAGCCCACUGAAACAGGGAGUGCCCACGAUAAACCCAACAGUGCCCUUUCUGCUAGCGCAAGUAGUAGCGCUGCCAAUGCUAAACCAGCUGCCAAUGCUAAACCAGCAGCCAAGCCCACGGGCAGGGGAGGCGGGAGGGUACGGGACUACACGGUUCUGCACCCUUCCUGUCUCUCCGUGUGCAACGUCACCAUCCAGGACUCGAUUGAGCGGAGCAUUGACGAACUAGUCACCCCAGCUACCCCUGCUGACCUCGGAGAAGCAAGCCAGAUGAAGAAGAAGUCGGACGCGCCCGCAUCCAAAUCUACCAGGUUCAGACCCACCCAGACAAAGACCAAGAAGACCAAGACUGAGACCAAGCUAGCGUUUUUUGGCUUUGAGGACAAGGAGGACCAGGGGGGCGAGGAGGGUCCAGAAGGGGGCAUGGCGGGCAUGAGUAACUACAAGAUCAAGUACUUUGGCUUCGACGACCUGAGCGAGAGUGACAGCGAUGAGGAGAGCUCCCAGGCCAAAGAGAAGAAGGCCAAGAAGACGGCUGCAGCCUUAGCUGCUCUGAGCUCCGGUGUGGACAGCCCUCACACCAGUGACUCUCAGGACAGCCAGGCCAGCAGCAAUACAGAUACAUUUGACUUCGCUGAUGACUCCAGUCUUGGCGGUGCUGAGGGGCAGAAAGGACGCUCAGGAAAGUCAGGUGACAAAUCCAAGGACACUAGUAGUGGAUUCAAAAAGAUCUUCAGCGGACCCAAAAAGUCCCCUGCUAAAGCUGUGUACAACGCUCGCCACUGGAACCAACCAGAGCCUGAAGAGAAACCGGUGCCUCCACUUUCACGAGCUCAAACCGCUCCGGCCGUUUUGUCGAGCAGCAGCAAGGACAGCAACUCUCAUAAAGAUGACGGCUUGUUCAAAGCCCCUCCACCGCCGCCCAAAGUCAUCAAGUCAGAGACCCUCCCCACGCGACUCAACCAGGACAUCGUCACCGCGCUCAAAUGCAGGAAGGAGCACAAGGAGCUGUACACGGUGGUGCAGCAUGUGAAACACUUCAACGACGUCGUGGAGUUCGGAGAGAAUCAGGAGUUCACAGAUGAUUUUGAGUACCUGGAGACGGGGCUGAAGAGCAGCCAGCCACUCAACACGAGAUGCCUUAGUAUAAUCAGCCUGGCCACACGGUGCGCCAUGCCUGGUUUCAGGAUGCACCUGCGGGCCAGAGGGAAAGUGGCGCAGGUCUUCAAAAUGAUCAGUGAUUCUCCUCAACACCCGAACCUUGCUCUGUGCACGGCUGCGCUGAUGUACAUCCUGAGUCGGGAUCGUCUCAACAUGGAUCUGGACAGGGCCUGUCUGGAGCUUAUGAUCAAGCUGCUGGAGAUGGACCAGGACUGCUCAGCCGACCAGGAGCAGCUCACCGCUAAGGAGGUGGAAAAGGUCAAGGAGAAGAUCCGGAAGCUGUGUGAGACGGUGCACAACAAGCACCUCGACCUGGAAAACAUCACGACGGGCCACCUAGCCAUGGAGACAUUGCUCUCUCUCACCUCCAAGAGAGCAGGAGAUUGGUUCAAAGAAGAGCUGCGACUCCUGGGCGGCUUGGACCAUAUUGUAGACAAAGUUAAAGAGUAUGUGGAGAACCUGAGCCAAGAGGACGACAAGGAGAACCUGGUGGCAUCUUUGUGGGGGGCUGAGAGGUGUCUGAGAGUACUUGAGAGUGUGACAGUGCAGAACCCAGAGAACCAGGGUUACUUGAUUGCCUACAAAGAGUCACAACUCAUCGUGUCCUCUGCCAGAGCUUUGCGGUACUGCGAGGAUAUGAUUCAGCGCUACAGCAGGGCGUUGAACAACAGCUCUCUGUCAUUGUCGGGGGCGGCGCUGCCCCACUGCAGCUUCAGCAACGUGGGCAAGGCUGUGGAGGACUGCAUGAGGGCCAUCAUAGGAGUGCUGCUCAACCUUACCCACGACAAUGAGUGGGGUAGCACGAAGACAGGUGAGCAGGAACAGCUGACCGCAACUGCUCUAAAUUGCGUCCUCCGAGUUCCCCGCUACAUCCCCCAGGAGCAGCGCUUUGACGUGCGAGUGCUGGGUCUGGGUCUACUGAUCAAUCUUGUGGAGUACAGCUCCAGAAACCGCCACUGUCUGGUGGACAUGGAGUACAUAGUCGAUGACACCUGUCUGGAAGACAGCCUGAUGCAGCCUGCUGACCCAACACAGUCCGACACGGCGGCAGUACCGCCGAGCAUAGCUGAGACUCAGGGAGAAGCGGCUGUCAGGCCCAAGCCCUCCGGUGCUCUGGCUGCUCUGGUGCAGCUCUUCCUGGAGAGGGAGCGCGCUGCCAUCCUGGCUGAGGCGAAAACUGACGACCUCAUCAGCGAGGCGCCCAAACCGGCACUGGACCAAAGUGGCGAGUGGCAGGAGACGUCGGGAGAGAUCCAGUGGGUCGCAGCCGAACCCAACGACAGCCAAACCGAGAAGAAAGAGGAGGAGAAGAAAGAGGAGGAUGAUGAAGAGUUGGAUCUAAAUAAAGCUCUGCAGCAUGCAGGCAAGCAUAUGGAGGACAGCAUCGUUGCCUCUUACACCGCUCUGCUGCUGGGCUGCCUGUGCCAGGGAAGCCAGAAAAAUGUGACUACUGUGAGAGAGAAUCUACCGAAAGGGGAUUUCUCCAUCAUGACAGAAAUGCUGAAGAAGUUCCUGAGUUUCAUGAACCUCACUUGUGCGAUGGGCACCACGGGGCAGAAGUCCAUCACGCGGGCCAUCGACUACCUGGAGCACCUUUAACAGACGGCCGGAAGGGGAGCUCACACUCAUGCACAUUAAUGGGAUGCCAGGCUAUCCCGGAGGGAGGGGAGGGGAGGGGAGGGGGGGGGUCGCCGGAGACUCGGCCGCAUUCCUUUGACUUCACCAGUUCACCCGACACAGUGAAAAGUUUCACUCCGUCUCUGGAGCACAGACUGAACCAAAGCCCUGCUAGCUGACAGACAUGCAGUUCCCACUCCAUUAACGUCCCAUUCAGCGUCGGCUCGAGAUUCGUCAGAGGCUAGGAACGUCUUAACGUGAAGGUGGACUCUUCUUCAGACCUCUUCUUGGGACAGUUCCACAGUAACGGGCCCACUGAAGUGGAGUCUCCUGUCCUGCUGCCUGCUCUCGGUUCCUGCUCGCCUUAGCUGCAGUGUGAACCUCCUGAAUCAAAAUUUAAUGGAUCGUUACAUUUUAUUCGACACUCACCCGCAUCAACGCCACGGGUGAAAUCAUUGAUUAGCAUGAAAAACAAUCACUUUCAUGGCUGUUGGAAUGACGUCUCUGUGUCUAAACUCGUGUGGAAUGAUUUUGAACGCAUACAUCCAUUUAACUAAAUGUUUGCGGUUGGCUUGAAUGUUUUAAGGGAAUUCUUUUCGAUUUUUUAUCUUCUCAUUGUUUCCGUUAAUUUUGUAAAGUGCGAGUUAGCAAGUCGCCUGAGCGUUAUGUUUUUAGAUUUUUCUUUUUUCCUUUUGAGGCAUUUUUGUUCUCCCUCACCCAGAUUAUGAAUCAGUUUAACAGGAAUCAGGACCGCGCGUCAUGCUGGAUUUGAUAGGAUGUCCGUUAGUGACCGAUGAGGACACCUGGAGAUUAUUGUGAACUUCAGAUUUCCUUCCACCAAUUAUCAACUUCCUCACAUUUUACUUUAGCUUUAUUUAAAUUCCAAUCAAUUCAAGAGUAUGUAAGUACAGUAUGCAUUGAAACUCGCAGAUAUAACAAAUGUGAUCGAAAAAAUUGAUUGUUGUGCUUCCUUUUGAAUUUAUAAUGAAGUUAAUUUUUUUUUUUAGAAAUGUAUUUAAUUUAAUGUCUUCUGCUUUUGUAAAUGCAAAGUCUUUACCUAGUGAGACGCCAUGUUUUGUUAAGAUAUAUCCCAGGUGUCACAGCUCAGUGUAACAGACUUGGCUGAAUUAUGGUUUGAAAGCGCAAAAUUUCAUCAAAACUUUCCGCAUUUAAUAGAAAAUUUUUCUUGUCAUGUUAACCGAUGUGGAGUAUUUCCUCACGGCUUCUAGUUUCUGUACGUCCAGCCACCUUUUGUGUUACUCUCAUUGCAUCAUGGUGUCUGCGUUGGAAAACGUUCAUAAGCUCCCAUUUAUUUAUUCUUUUGGUGUCAUUUUACCUGUAAUGAUGCACAUGAACCUUCAAUACGCCUCUGUAAUGUGCUGCUCACGUGUACGACCACUGAUUUCUGUACACGCAGAUUUAGUUCUGGUGUGUAGGGCUGGGUGAGCACGGUCGCAACCGUGUUUACUGUUAAUUACUUUGCAAAGUUCUGGUCUGAAUGAAAUUUUAGACUGUAAAUACUCCUGUACAUAGCGGUUAAUGGACAUUUAAAAACAAAAAAAAAAUGCUUAGACUACUUUUUUCCCUGAAGCUGAUAUUUUUUAUUUUAUAUGAUAUUUCUGAGUUAUUUGGAAAAACAAAAAUCGACAGGAAGAGGAUAAAAAAAAAAAAUAUGUUUGUACCCGUUUCAAGGACAUUGUCUUUGGUCACAUGUAAAUAGUUGUAUCUCCAAAAAGAAAAGAAAAAAAAAAAAAGUUGCUACUUUCAGUACACCCCCCUCUGUUUUCUUCCUUGAGUUGUUUAAACAGGAAUGGUUCUUUUUGCCGUUUGGUUGAAUGUUUUGAAGCAUUUAGUGCUGCAGG